Brassica napus (rape) is the source of this 2217-nucleotide messenger RNA. Its product is annotated as zinc finger protein CONSTANS-LIKE 16-like. The record is from RefSeq and is a predicted model, not a curated record. NCBI's taxonomy places the organism in Eukaryota, Viridiplantae, Streptophyta, Magnoliopsida, Brassicales, Brassicaceae. Gene Ontology annotation, cellular component: nucleus. Gene Ontology annotation, biological process: regulation of DNA-templated transcription. Gene Ontology annotation, molecular function: zinc ion binding; protein binding. The transcript is spliced from 2 exons. The coding region runs from base 855 to 2033 and encodes 392 amino acids.
UAAAUUAAAACUAACGGAAGCCAGUGAUUAGUAAACUGACAAAACAAAAAAUUAUCAUUAUUUCAUGGUAUUAUUGAAUUUUCUGAUCAUGAAUAUUCUAUAAAUCUAAAAACAUCAACUGCAGUAGUUUUUCUACAAAAUAAGUUCGUCUAAUAAUGCUCAAAGUCAAAGCUAGUGACUAAUUUUUUUAAAUAGUUUGUAUUAACCAAACAUGGUUUUUGGAUUUUCUUAUUUCUCUUUCUUCUAAGAUAUCCAAGUUUUUUUUUUCUCUUCGUAAUAAAAUAAACUUCUAAUUUGUAAGUGUUUGUCUCUAUUCUGCAUAUUAUUCUUUUAAAAGUGUCCCCUAAAAUAAAUUUGUUCAUUUACCUUUUUUGUUUGUUUAAGAAUAUAGACAACUGGAUCAAAACCAUUGCUACCCAAAAAGGAAAGAAAUAAUUAAAAAAAAAAGACAGAGAGAAAAAUAAUAAUAACAAAAACCACAAAAAGGUCUUCGAUAAACAAAAGUGAAUAUAGGAGAAAGAAAUUAACGAGGAAGGAAGGAAACCGUGGAGAUGGGACCACACAAGAAAUGAAAUCCAUUGGGGAUAAAGAAGCUAACCAAUUAAAACACUUUUACAAGAUUAGCUUCAAAAGUCGACCAAUCAAAAUCGAGAUAAGACUUCAAGGUGGGUCCCAAUUGAAGACAUAACCACCUAAAAAGCGCAUAAAGAGAUCCUCUGACACAAGAGAACACACUUUCAUGCGGGACAUAGACAUCUCAAUCUCAAACAACCAAUAUUCUAGUACCUCUAAAGUCAAGGCCCUCGUGCUCUCUCUCCUUGUUGAUUUUUUUUUUUUUUCAUUUGGUUAUUAAUAUGAAAAGUUUAGCGAAUUGUGUUAGAGCUAAGACGGCGAGGACCUGUGACAACUGCUUGAAGAAGCAGGCGCAUUGGUUCUGCGCCGCGGACGAGGCUUUUCUUUGCCAAUCAUGCGACACUUCGGUCCACUCAGCGAAUCUUCUCGCUCGCCGGCACGAGAGAGUUCGUUUGAAAGAUAGUACCUCUUCUCAGCAAGAAGCUCCAACGUGGUAUCGCGGGUUCACUCGUAAACCUAGGACUCCACGUGGAUCUGGCAAGAGGAACAAUUCGUCGACUUUUCAAGAUAUGGUGCCGGAGAUUAGUGCGGAGGGUCAGACAGACAGCUCUGAGGUUGAAGGGCCGCUGAUCUGUCAAGUGCCGGUUCUUGGUCCAAUGGUGGUUGAGCCGAAGAUCAAGUUUCCUACGAUGAGAAGUGGUGUAAUGAUCGAUGGUCAUGAGGACGAAGACAAGGAUGAGAGUUGUCUAAAUGGGAUUUUCCCAACCAACAUGGAGGUUGAGGACUUCGCUGCUGACGUUGAGACACUACUCGGUCACGGGUUAGACAAAGAGUCUUAUACAAUGGAGGAACUAGGAUUAUCUAAUACAGAAAUGUUUAAAAAAGACGAGAUAAAGGACAAAGAAACAAAAGCCAUGAACAUGGACAUAGAAAUAGGCGAUGAUGAUCAGGGCAACCGGGAUGGAACGUUGCCGUUUGAUCUGAACUAUCCACAAAACGCAUACGAAGAAGAUGCAAUAAAGAAUGUUGAAAGUAGUGGUGAAUGUGUUCAGGCGAAGGAGGAGAAGAAAAAGAAUGUUCUAAUGUUGAGUUUAGACUACGACCAGGUGAUAUCAGCUUGGGGAGGUCAAGGUCUACCGUGGACAUCAGGAGGGCCACCAGAGUUAGACAUAAACAUCAGCGGUUCACCGGUUGUUUCCAAGAGGGACAAUGGAAGAAAAAGUCGUAAGAAGCGUCGCGUUGGUGGAUGUUUACCCUCAAGUGUGGUUGGGGAUGGAGGAAGAGAAGCUAGUGUUUCGAGGUACAGAGAAAAGAAGAAAACGAGAUCGUUUACGAAGACGAUAAGGUACGAGGUACGUAAAUUGAAUGCAGAGAAUAAACCUCGCAUGAAAGGAAGAUUCGUUAAGAGAACUCCGCUUGCUGCUUCUGCUGGAAAUUCACCAUUAGGUGUGAAUAACUGAAUAUUCUUGUAAUAUCUCAAUUUACCUUUUCCGGAAAUUUUUUUAAAAUUUUAGUGAACUUCAUUCUUCUGCAACAGAACCCUUUUUGCACUUAGUUGUGCUUUAUUACAAGAAAACCAGUAAUGUGAGUUUCUUGUAUGGGAUAUAGCUGAUUUAUAUAUUAUCUGGUAAAAUGUGAAAAAGC